Lichtheimia ornata is the source of this 903-nucleotide messenger RNA. RefSeq lists its product as uncharacterized. The transcript is spliced from 2 exons. Bases 1 to 903 code for a protein of 300 amino acids. Lineage: Eukaryota; Fungi; Mucoromycota; Mucoromycetes; Mucorales; Lichtheimiaceae. Gene Ontology annotation, cellular component: extracellular region. The record is from RefSeq and is a predicted model, not a curated record.
AUGGUUUCCUACACCCUCAUUUCAGCUGCUGUGCUUGCUAUCGCUGGUAUUUCGCCCUGGUCGGCAAUGGCUGCUCCUGUCAGCAGCUCCGAUAUGACAAGCGCUGAUGGUGGUCCCCCUGGUGGAGACAAUGGUAACCAUUGGGGUUGGUACAAGCAUGGUCACGAUGGCGAUCAAGGUGACGAAGGUGACAACCAAGGUGAUGAUAAUGACCAAGGUGACAAUGGUAAUCACUAUGGCUGGGGAAAGCACAAUCACACCAGUGAUGAUGGUCAACCUGCUCCAAGUUCGAGUUUUGGUGGCAACUAUCCCGAUCCCAUGCCUACAGCAUCCAUGUCAAUCAUGCCACUCCCAUCCAUGUCAGCAUCGCUUACACCAUCCGUUUCUUCAGGCUCUUCUUCUGCUACUCAAUCAGCUUCGGCUUCAGGCAAGCCAUCUGCAUCAGGAUCUUCAGCUGCACCAUCUUCCUCAAGCUCAGCCGGUAGUGGCUCUUCUGGCUCUUCGGAUCAAGACCAAAUCUUGGAAUUGCACAACAAGUUCCGCUCCCAACACUCUGCUCCUGCUCUCAAGUGGAACGAAACCUUGGCUGAAUUUGCUCAAAACUGGUCCGAUGGCUGCAAGUUUGAACAUAGCCAGAAUGGCAUGUAUGGUGAAAACCUUGCUUGGAACUAUGGCGAUUGGGAAAAGGCCAUCACCGCUUGGUAUGAUGAAGAAAAGGAUUACGACUACAACAGUGCAAGCUUCUCUUCUGGCACCGGACAUUUCACUCAAAUCGUUUGGGCUGAUACUACUCAAAUUGGUUGUGGUGUGAGCGAUUGCUCGAAUGGUCCCAUCUAUACUUGCAGCUACUACCCACCUGGCAACGUUCAAGGCCAAUUCAAGGAGAACGUCAAGCCCAACUAA